UUGCAGAUUAAUGUGCAUGUGGAGAAGCAUGUAUGAGUGUCACCAAGUCCAAAAGCACAUAGUUCAGCAGCUAGAGUACCUCAACACCAUACCAUCAAAAAACCCUACAUCUGAGAUUCACAAACAAUCAACUCUUCAGCUGGAGCUUGAAGUACAGCAGUGGCACCAAUCCUUCUGCAACCUCUUCAAGGCCCACCACGACUACAUCCAAUCCCUCACAGGUUGGCUAAGGCUCACCCUUUUCCAGUUCAGCAAAACCCCUAUAAACCGAACCCCCGAGGAGUCUAAGAUAUACACCCUUUGUGAAGAAUGGCACCUCGCCGUCGACCGCAUUCCGGACAAGGUAGCAUCCGAAGGAAUAAAAAUCUUGUUGACAGUUAUUCAUGCCAUUGCACUGCAACAGGCAAAGGAGCAGAAACAGAAAAAGAAGUCAGAUUCCACAUUCAAAGAGCUCGAGAAGAAGGUGGUUCAGCUGCGAUCCUUGGAGUGCAAGUAUGGUCCAUACUCCAUGCCAGAAUCAUCUGGCAGCUUGAGAACCAGGGACCCGAUCACCGAGAAGCGCACUAAGGUGGAUGCCUUGAAAGCAAAGGCAGACGAAGAGAAGAGCAAAUACAACAAGUCAGUGAGUGUAACGAGGGCAAUGACACUGAACAACUUGCAAAUGGGUUGCCCUCAUGUGUUUCAAGGGAUUGUGGGGUUUUCAAGUGUGUGCAUGGAGGUUUUUGAGUCUGUAUACAACAAAGCCAAAGCUUCUGAACAGGAGCAUGACGUGAAGAGAAUAUUACCAUAA
This is a messenger RNA of Glycine soja, 790 nucleotides long. RefSeq names its product nitrate regulatory gene2 protein-like. The coding region runs from base 11 to 790 and encodes 259 amino acids. NCBI's taxonomy places the organism in Eukaryota, Viridiplantae, Streptophyta, Magnoliopsida, Fabales, Fabaceae. The transcript has a single exon. The record is from RefSeq and is a predicted model, not a curated record.